GCUGGCAUCUGGGAGCGCUCAGACUCGUCCGCCCGCAGUCACCAUGGACAGGAUGGAGGUGACGGAGACCUUCGCUGGCAUGUCCUUGCCUGGCCACUUGCACACGCAGGAGUCCCUGCGCUUUGCCAGCAGCUUCCAGUUCCGAGACACGGAUGUCGUCAUUGCCACCUACCCCAAGUCUGGCACCACCUGGAUGCAGGAGAUCCUGACCCUGAUCCGCAGCAAGGGGGACCCUGAGCCAGCCAAGACCAUCCCGAACUGGGCCAGAGCCCCCUGGCUGGAGCACACAUACUUCAAGGACAUGCUGCAAGAGACUGGCGAGCCCCGCCUCAUCACCACGCACCUCCCCUGUCAGGUCCUGGCCCCAGCGCUGAGGAAAUCCAAGGCCAAAGUGAUCUACAUGGCCCGGAACCCCAAGGACAUCGCGGUUUCCUUCUAUCACUUCCACAAGAUGGCCAAGUUCCUGCCUGACCCUGGCUCCUUUGAGGACUUCCUCGUCCGCUUCCUGGAUGGCACAGUGCAGUACGGCUCCUGGUUCGACCACGUCAAGGGCUGGCUGAGCCUGCAGGCCGAGCUGGGUCUCUUCUACAUCACCUACGAGGACAUGCACAAGGAGCUGGGGCGCUCGGUCGAGCAGCUCGCUGGCUGGCUGGGCUGCCCGCUGCAGCCGGAGCAGAUCAGAGCAAUCCAGCAGCACUGCAGCUUCUCCUCCAUGCGCGAGAACGAGAUGGUGAACUACACGCUCAUCCCCUGCGAGAUCAUGGACCACCACCAGGGCCGGUUCAUGAGGAAAGGGACAGUUGGAGACUGGAGAGACCACUUCACCCCACGGCAGAACAUGCUCUUCCACAAGAUCUACCAGGAGGCGAUGCGGGACUCCAGUCUGUGCUUCCGCUGGCUCAUGGACUGAUGCGGGGGCUGCACGGGCCAGGGACAUGGCUAAGCAGGCAGGGCAGAGGCUUUGUCCACAGCUGGGACUCGGAACAAAACUCUAAGCUAUGUACUUUGUUGGGCAACAUGUGCUGGGCCCCCCACCAGCCAGCCCCGGACAGUGGAGAAGGCUGUGCCAGUCACAGCCCUAGGGAGCUGACCAAGGCCCCUGGCCUCUCCAGGAGUGAGGGGGGGCACACAGAAGAUUGGAUGGAACAUCAUGGGGGGGAUGCAUUGGUCACAACCAGGGUCACAAGCCCCCGCCCUGCUGAAUGUUACCCCACACACAGCUAUGAGCACCAGCCCUUCUCAAAAGCGAGCGCCCGCUGGGCUGUGCCAGUCCCCUAAAGGGAGCCAGGGCAGCAGCCUUUCUGGGGGCCCUGAUGGGGGAACGUUGCCUCAGCCCAGUUACUCCCCCCUUCCUCAGACUUUGCAAAACACCGACUCUGACCAAAAAAGGAAGCACCGGCCCCGGGGGAUGGGGAGGGAUGCAGUUUUGGUGGCUGCCGUGAAAUUCCUGUGAAUCAUUUUAGGAAACAAGGUUCUCCUGUCUUCAAGCCAAAAUAAGCUUCAGAAUGACAGGCUGACUCUGACCAGAGGGUUUGUGGAUAAGCUGUAUUUAUAUAUCGGAAGGCAGCAGACUUCUCCUCGGGCUGGCGGGCCCAUUGGCCCAAGCGGCAGCCCUUGGCCCAGUGCAAACCAGCCUGCAGGCCCUGCCAACCAGCAGCCCCUGCCAUGGCCAGCGGGUUUAAGGCUUGUCUAACUGCCACAGUUCUAUAUUAUGGUGACAGUGCUGAGCGCACCCAGGGGGCGAGGGGGGUCACUCGCGCCCUCAGAGCUGGGGCUGGUUUUUGUAUUGGAGUGUUACAUGUAAUUAUUGAAUGGUUCCGUUUA
Molecule: messenger RNA, 1824 nt
Organism: Chelonia mydas (Green sea turtle)
Lineage: Eukaryota; Metazoa; Chordata; Testudines; Cheloniidae
Product: sulfotransferase 2B1
Exons: 6
Coding region: 44-910 (288 amino acids)
Biological process (GO): sulfation
Cellular component (GO): cytoplasm
Molecular function (GO): sulfotransferase activity
Source: RefSeq, a predicted model, not a curated record